GUUAAGUAUUGGUCAAUUGCCAUUAGCCAUGUUAGCUGACCAUGCUAACCAUUGAAAGUUAAAAAUUACAAAUGAUUUAUUUUUUUCAAUGGCUCUGACUUCAGCUUGACCCUUUCUGUUUUAUUCAGACCAGAUUUUGAUAGAAAUCUGUUGACAAUAAACUUGCGAUUUCACACUGACCAGUCUUUUCAUGGCAUCCUAGGGUAUUCAGUGACAAAAGUAAUAAACAAAGGGACAGAACUCAGUAGGGGGUUUACACAAACUCACUGUUAUGUGUUAUUUUGACUUGGUGGAAUUGACAGUGUCAGUAGUGAUGGGAUAUUGGGAGAGUCCAUAAAAGCUAGAAGUUUUAUAGACUCCAUUAAACACAGUUAUAUUUUGUUAAGUGACUGAUCUUGUUGUGAAAAGUUAACUGGAUUUUUUACCACCAAGUAUCUGAUCAUGAACUGGUUGUUAUUUUCUGGAUUGAAAAUGACAUUCUCUUAUGACAUGUCUACACCUAGCCUACGCCUCAGGCAGUCAGAGGCCCAGAAAAAUAUCUGCAGACUUCGUAACUGUAUGCCAGAAAAAUUUCAGACCCUAGUACGAAUGCACUUGUCAAUCCAUCUAGACUUGGAUGGAUCUAAACUUGAUGAAAUGUUUUCAGAAAGUAAGCCAGUAGAAAGAACAGAAACAAGACAGAAGAAAUCGUCCACACCAUUUUCUAGAAAGAAAAGUGAUAAACAGGGUCAUCUAUUUGGUUCACCACUAACAUCAGAAAAUGUAGCCAUUAUUUACAAGCUGAUAGAAUUUCUAGGCAGACCAGAAAAUAUAACAACAGAAGGAUUAUUCAGGAAGACUGGUAAUGUUGCCAGACAGAGGUUGUUAAAGCAAUGGUUGAGUGACGGCUCUUUGACGUCACUUGAUGAUGGGACUUUUUCACAUCAUGAUUGUGCUACAGUGCUAAAGAAUUACCUCGGAGAAUUACCUGAUCCUUUACUCACAGAAAAAAAUUACGAAGCUCAUCUUCAAAUUGUUGAAAUGGGAUCAAACCUAGUGCUAGAUAAAGACAAGGCUAAGGCCCGGUCAAAACAGUUGAAAACCCUCCAGUUGUUAUUUUUGUUGCUGCCUCCAGAAAAUUCCCUCCUCUUGGAAUGUUUAAUUGAUCUAUUACAUAAAGUUACCAAGACGAGUGGAAACAUGAUGACAGCUCAGUCCCUGGGAACCUUGUUUGCUCCUCAUUUAUUGUGCUCGAGAAAGUUAAGUGCUACAGAGUUACAGUGCAUAUCACCAGUCGUGUCUAAAGCAGUGGCCUUCAUGAUUGAAUAUGGUCCUUCUAUAUUUAAGAUCCCAAAAGAAUUAGCAGUAGAUGUAGCCAACUUUUGGAAACAGAUGGAAACACCAAAUAAAUACACCAAUAAAAAUGAAAAUAAGGAGAAUUUGUCAACCAAGAAAAUAGCCACAACAUCAGCGACAGCUAUAGACACAGUGUUUACAUUCGUAGACAGGAAGUCAUCUUCAGACUCGGACACAGAUACACAAGUGGCACUGGCUAAAUUGUAUGCACAUGUACAAUCUAUGCCUGAGUCAGCAAGGAAGAAAAAACUUCUUAAACAGUUUAACAAUGCCAAUGGUUUAAAUGAGAGCUGUGCUAAACCCAGGAAACACCACAGAAGUAGGACUUUUGGUGAACAAAUAAAGAAGAGAUUUAGUCGACAUAAAAGGAGAGGAUCAAACGACCCCAAUGAGUGUACUGCUGGACUCCCAUGGACACUUACAAAGCCAAUUAAUAUUGAUGAGAAUGACAACUCAGAUAAUGUUUUCAUCGAUGACAAACCAUCAGCAAAAUUGAGAAUACUGAGAACACCAAAUAGUCCUGCAGUGCAUAUAGUUGACCUCUGUAAAUCACCAGCUACACCCAGAAACCGGACCCCUAAGGCAAGGAAACGUCUGAGUAGUGGAAGUAGUGAUGGCAGCAUACCAGAGAAACGUCCAACACCAGAACCUAUCCCAUCCCUUGAGAAUGAAAUACAAUAUUUGAUAAAGAACCCACCAGAAACCAGAGUGUUACGAUUUACACCAGAGCUUCAUGGGAAGCCUGUUGCCAUGGUGUCACCACUAUCAUUUUCACCCAUCUCCAACACUUUCAAAGACUGUCCACAAGUUAUGAAGAAAGCAAUGAAUACACCACGAUCGAGAGCUCCAGUGAUGGCAAUGACUCUAUCUCCAAGUCUGAAAUCAAGAGAAAGUCAACUCUAGAGAGUUCUGAUCCAGGGAGAUAACUCUGACAUUUAAUAGUGCUAAAAUAUCAGGAGAGCAAUGUAAAAAUAUUGUUAAGUUAAUACUCAAAGUUUUAUUAUAAAAUGUAUAUAGUUAUUAAUUGUAUAUACUGAAAAAUUGUACAAAAUUUUUAAAGAGGAGAGAAAAACGAAAGUAAAACAUUAUGGUUAAAUUUUUAUUGAUUUUCACAGAGUGAAUUAAAAUGUCCCCCCGAUAAAUGGAUAAUACUGUCUAAAUAUAUCAUUACUGUAUCAUUUUUCAAUCCCUUCUGAUUUGAAUCAGUAGCUUCAAAAUUUCAAAGUAAGUUUUAUAGAUAAGCAAGUAAAGACGAUAAAUGAUGAUUGGUGACUAAAACUCUACAAUUUUUUCAUUUAUGAAAUUAACAUUACAUUUUUUUUGUACUCCAAUGCAAAAUUUAAAAAAAAACCAUAUAUUAAAUUCAAUAUUUGAAUUUUUUAUUGAACUGAAAAAGUUACUAGCAUUUUUCAAUUAGAUAUUAAGAUGGCUUUCCUUUGAAAUACAAAGUUACUUUUUAUUGUUAAAAUACUUAAAAGCUUGUAGUAUUAUUUGCUUAGUCUGUGUGAAGCUUUUGUUAUUGUUAAGUGUGGUAGAGUUACAUAUAUAUGAGUGUUUACUGUGUUGUGUAGUGAUGCAUGGCAUCUUCUAAUUGGUGUGUAAAUGUAUGUAAGAUUUGUUAAUUUGUAUGACUUGAGUCUGUAUGUUUUUUUCUGUGUAAAGAGGUGGAACAUUUAUAUCUAAUACUGCUAUUUUAAUUAAAAAGCUUUAAUGUGAUGCUCAUUACAAUUUACCGGUCUGACUAACUAUGUAAUUUUUUUGUUUUUCUUCAACUACUACACAGCCAGUUAAAUAGAUCUAUACAAGUAUAGUUUGAAGAAGAAGAAAACUUUGAUAGGAUGAGAAUAUAACUAACAACCAGUCAGUGUCCUGUACCAAAUAUUAUUCUGACAAAAAUGUACUCAAUAAAGCAUAGAGGAGGACAUAUAACUGUUUAAAUGGAAUCCAAACAGUCAAUGAUUAUUGAAAUUUAUUUUAAAUAAGCACAGACAUAGAAGUUGAAUUCAAAUUUUGAAAGAUUUUUCAAAACCAUGCCAUAAAGGAUGAAUUUUAUGUUAAAAUCUAUGCAAUUGGUACAAAUGGAAAGAUUUUCUAAAUAAUGCUAUUUUUGGUAUAAAUGUUAUAAAUGUUCCACUUUGUGCUUAAACAUUCCUUUUCUUUGUCUUUCUUUCUUAUUUCUGUAUUCUUUAGUGCUAAAUUCUACAUGUACAUAGACUUGAAUGAUAUAUUGUAAACACAAAAAAUGCAAAUAAUUCUGUUUUUUAAGCAACCAACUGCUUAUGACAUGACCAGAUCAAACGGGUAAUAAUAUCAAAUAUAAACUAACAACAGAUGUUAAAAAGCUUUUAAAAUUUAUUUUGGUGAGUAUAUCGACAGAUAAACUGUAUGAAAACAAUAUCCAAUUGAUUUUCAGACUUAAUAAUUUGAUUCUUUUUUAUCUUCUUAUUUGUUUUUGAUAUAAGAAUAUGAAAACUCAUAAAACAAAAUUUGUGUUCAGUUUUGUAUUAUUAAUGAUAUUUUCAUGAUAAAUCUGUUAUUUUAUAAGCUCUACUGCUGCCAUGAAUUUUGUACUGAUCCAUUAUCACAUAUCACAUAUAUGUAGUUUAAUAUGGUACAUUUCUUAUCAAAUAUCACGUGUAUAUGUAAUUGAAUAUGUUACAUUUAUCUUAUCAUGUUAUCAUUGUACUGUGUCUUGACAUGUAGAACAUUAAAUCAUGAAAACACAA
Molecule: messenger RNA, 4061 nt
Organism: Mytilus trossulus (common blue mussel)
Lineage: Eukaryota; Metazoa; Mollusca; Bivalvia; Mytilida; Mytilidae
Product: rho GTPase-activating protein 19-like
Exons: 13
Coding region: 442-2238 (598 amino acids)
Biological process (GO): regulation of small GTPase mediated signal transduction; signal transduction
Cellular component (GO): cytoplasm
Molecular function (GO): GTPase activator activity
Source: RefSeq, a predicted model, not a curated record